CUCGGUGGAAGUUUCCUGUAAAAAUUCUGCCAACCGUACGAACUGACACCAGACCUGUGUUGGCUUCCCCAGUAGAUAAAUAAGCGGGCAUAUUUCUGAUUGCUGACCUUUAAUGUUUACAAGAAAGAAGAACAUCUAAUGAAUGAUGGAAGAUGAUGAUGAUUUUCCAAAGACAGUAAUCCUAGGUGAUCCAGCGAAGAACAGCAAGAUUAAGAUACAGUGGGCAGACAACUCAUUUAGAGUUGGUGCUGGACUUCAAAUAAAACAAGAAACUGAGCUGGAUUCAUUAACGAAUGAAAAUGGAUCAUCUAUACAGACUACAAAUAAAGGUGGAUCUAAACUAGUAUCUAUCCUCAACAAGCCAAAUACUAGUAAAUUGCCAAAGAAAGAAAAUGAAAAUGGAAAGAUGGAAACCACCUCCACUGAAAUAAAGAAGGAAUUGGAUCAACAAGAGCUUAUUCCCCAUAAUCAAAAUGUAUUGUCAGAGAAAUGUGUUUCAAGUAUUGCUGGUUCAGACCAAGAGUUGCAGGCAGUUAAGCAUGGAUCAGAAAAGACUUGUUCUAGAGAAGAUAAAAUUGCAGAGAGUGGAGCAGACAGUUGUAAAGAAGAAAUUUUGGCUGAUGAAAUGGAUAAAGGAAAUGGAAAUACUAUGAUUGAUAAAGAAUUUGCUGAUGUUUCUACUAAAAAAUCAAAUUGUUCCUCACAAAGCAGCGAAACCAAAAUAAAAGAUGAACCAGAAAAAACAAAAUCUUGGGUGUCUAUUCUGAAAAAAAUAGGCAAUGCAGGUUCUUCAUCAUGUGAUACUUCAGUUUCAUCAGCAUCAAUUUCUAAGAUGAAAGACAUUAUAUUGCCUAUAGUGAAUUUGGACUCAGACCUGAGUUCUUUAGUUAUAUUAGCAAGCAAACAGCAAAACUCUCAGCAACCCCAGAUCACCAUGCAACAAAGCCAGGCAGAGGAGCUUCAUGGUAAAUCUGUGUUAGGGAGUACUCCGUCAUCUGAUGAGAAGAAAGCUCUAAACAAGAAGAAGAUCUACUCGGUAUCUUUGUUAAACAUGUUAAACCAAGCUCCUCUUUCUAAAGGAUUUAAGCCUCGAUUAGUUCAGUCGCACGAAAUUGAAAGAUAUUUGACACCCAAACCGACCAACACUAAAAAGUCCGCUACUUUGAUUUCAUUACUUAAUGGCAAAACUUUCUCUUCAGCAAUGUCUAUUGACGACAAAAAUGGAGAAUGUUCUAGUAAACCGAACACAUCAUGUGGAAAGUCUGAUACUUCUGCUAAUGACAAAAAGAUUUUGAAAAGGAGACUAAACAGUAAAGAGUCCAAUGUUUCAAAACCAAAUAAAAGAAGGCGACCCAUGAAGAAAGAUGAAAUGGAAUCUGAUUUCUAUGAUGAAUUUUUCUUAAAUUCUGCAUUGGAUUAUGAUACUAGUAAUGAAAUGGAACCAGACAUUGUCUCCCGGGAUGAAAAGAACUACUUCGAUAAGUUCAUCGAAAAAGAAGACAGCAACCCGGAACAUCAUUCUGUUGAGCGCGAAAGUAUUGAGAGGUGUGGUAUACAGAAAUCUGGUAGAGUUGAAACACCAAACUAUUUUGUCGUCAAGCAAGAGGUCCUUGAUCCAGACUAUGGAGAUGUUUCAUCAAUUCCUUUUUCAGAUGUAGAAAAUACAGUAGAAAAUCCCACAGAGAAAUCAAUAAAAGAGGAGAUCUGUGAUUCAGAGUAUGGGGAUGUCCCAGAAGAUUUUGCCUCAAAUGUCGAAAAUGCAUUGACUCGUAUUAUGCAAGGAAGCUCUAUGAUAAAGUCAGUUUCUAAACCAAAAUGUGAAAAAGUACAAGUGGAUUCACUGACAAAUGUAGAAAAUGAAGAAUCAAGGAAUUCUUUUAAAACUUUGUCCGUCAAAAAAGAGGUGUGUUAUCCUGAAUACGAUGACAGUCACAUGUUUGGAAAACCUGAUAAUGAAAUGAGGGAUGUGACUGACCAAUCGGUACCAAUUAUUAAACAGGAGGUAAUAGAGUCAGAAACGGACAGAUUACCUCCAGUAUUAUCACCAAAGAAGGAAGUGAAUGAUUCCAAUUAUGAAGACUACAGUGACGAGAAUCAUGAUGCCCCACCUGUCUUAGAAAAGGAAUGCUAUCCAUCAACUGAUGAAGAUACAAGCUCACAAACACAGUCCAAAGAGUUUACAAAUCUUGCAGAAUCCAAGCAAACUAGCUCUAGCGGAGAUAGAUGUCUUAUUUGCAAAGAAAUACUUACAUGCCAUAUUUGUGAUGCUGCAUUUCAGAGUACAGAAGACUAUAAUGUUCAUAAGGCUCUGCACUUUGGGCAGCGAGUAAUAUCAGCUUCACAGAGUAAGAAAUUGCUCAUCCUAAAACCAGAAAAUGUUCCAUGGGACAAGUACCGUCGAAAACAUAAAUGUGAAUUUUGUGAUAAGGCUUUUAAUCGCCCAUCCAAUUUAAAAGAGCAUGUUCGGAUCCAUACUGGCCACUAUCCCCAUAAGUGUCAAAUGUGUGGGAAAGGAUUUCAUACCAGACGUAGAUUUUUGACGCACAUGGUCCGACAUGAGGAAGAAGAGGAAAAGUUAGAAUUUGUCUGUACCCCAGUAUCAAGAGAAGAUCCUCAACCAGUAAAGAAAACUGUAGGAGAAAAGUCUGGCAACAGAGUGAGAAAAACUAGCCAUCCCCCAAGACAGAAUGCAAAAGAAGAGGAGGAAAACACAGACAUCCUAUUCCAGAAAAUGUCUACUAGUAUAUCUCUUCAAUCAGACAAAGCCUCUUUCAGUUCACCUCUAUGUAGAAAAUAUGUUUGCAGUAUUUGCAGUGAAAGCUUUGAGCAGGUGACCAAGUAUAGAAUUCACAAGAUGGAACAUCGUGGUGAAAGUCCACAUUCCUGUAAAACCUGUAAGAAGUUGUUUUCUUGUAAGUCAGACCUUGUGAGGCAUGAAGCAGCCCACUCCACCUUAAAGCCACACACCUGUAGGAUUUGUGGGAAAUCUUUUAAACGUCCCAAUGCACUGAAUGAUCAUAUGAGUUUGCAUAGCUAUGUGGAGAGACUUUCAUUUUUAAAAUCUGUGGAUAGUCCAGCAGAUAAACUGGAGCCUGAUGUCAAUGCAGUUGUGAAAAGUCUUACAGAGUCAAAUAGUCAAGCAAGUAAUUCAAAGAAAAGAGAGGAAACGCUUUACACAGAAGAUGGACAGAAAAUGGUAAAUGGUAAAUUCUACUGUAAGGAGUGUAAUCUUUCUUUUAGUGCAAGGAGGGAGUACUCUAUUCACAGAUUCCAGCACAAUGGAGGCCAGCCACAUCACUGUGAAAUCUGCAACAAAAUAUUUGCAUUUAAGUCAGAUUAUAUUCGUCAUUUGGCUACUCACAUAGGGAGAAAACCGCAUGUUUGCCAUUUAUGCAACAGUACAUUUUCCAGAAAGUAUUAUCUUAAAAAACAUAUGGAGAAGCACAAGGACACACUAAUUGGUUUAAAGGGGAAGUUAAAGAAGGCUAAUCAAGAAAAAUUUGAAAUAGAAAUCGACAAUGCAGAAAGGUGUUCCAGUGAUGCCUGCAGCGAAAGUGAACCGGAAAGCAUGAACCAAACUGGAAAAUUGGAAACCAGUUAUGAUGAAAAUGGAGCAAUGUUUUUGGUUGUGACUGAUUGUUAAUGUGAAAAGUGAUUUUUAAACAAGAUGAACAGAAGAAAUUAAUUUUUCAAAAUCAGUCAGAGAAAUAUGCAAUAUACAUGUAUGUACAUAAAUUGAGUUACGAUAGUUUCGAAGAAAAUCAGGCAGAUUUUAAAUUAUUUAGUUUGUGAAUUAUUUCAAGUGUCUUCUUAAUUAUUUUUAAUUUUUAGGGAUAUAAAGAAAUAUUCAUUACAUGUAAUGGUCAAAGUAAAGUUAAUAUUAAUUGUGGUCUGUAAUAUUGGUAAUCAUUUUCUUUUCUUUCAUCAGCAAGUAAUUAAAAUAUU
This is a messenger RNA of Magallana angulata, 3945 nucleotides long. RefSeq lists its product as uncharacterized. The transcript is spliced from 2 exons. The record is from RefSeq and is a predicted model, not a curated record. The coding region runs from base 143 to 3643 and encodes 1166 amino acids. Lineage: Eukaryota; Metazoa; Mollusca; Bivalvia; Ostreida; Ostreidae.